This is a messenger RNA of Cololabis saira (Pacific saury), 934 nucleotides long. RefSeq names its product RWD domain-containing protein 1-like. The coding region runs from base 10 to 801 and encodes 263 amino acids. Gene Ontology annotation, biological process: cytoplasmic translation. The record is from RefSeq and is a predicted model, not a curated record. The transcript has 7 exons. Lineage: Eukaryota; Metazoa; Chordata; Actinopteri; Beloniformes; Belonidae. Gene Ontology annotation, molecular function: protein binding.
AGGCCGCGCAUGCGCAGUGUCGUUCCGGACGACGAUGGCCGCUGGUUCCAGAGUCGUGUCAGGACCAGAACCCCCGAGAUGACGGACUACCAGGAGGAGCAGAGGAACGAGCUGGAGGCCAUCGAGUCCAUCUACCCGGACUCCUUCACAGUUCUGUCAGAGGAGCCCACAAGCUUCACCAUCACUGUGACAUCAGAUGCAGGGGAGGACGGGGAGAUCGUGGAAGCCCUGUUAAAGUUCACGUAUGUGGAGAAGUACCCCGACGAGUCCCCCCUGUGGGAGAUCCAGUCCCAGGAGAACCUGGAGGAGCAGGACAUGGAGGAGGUCCUGGUCCUGCUGCAGCAGCAGGCGGAGGAGAACCUGGGGAUGGUGAUGAUCUUCACGCUGGUGACGGCCGUGCAGGAGAAGCUCAACGAGAUCGUAGAUGUGAUGAAGACCAGGCGGGAGGAGGAGGCGCGACGCAAAGAGAAGGAGAUUGAGGAGGCAGAGAAGGUGGCGUUCCAGGGGACGGUGGUCACCAUCGAGAACUUCCUGGCAUGGAAAGCCACAUUUGUGUCGGAGAUGGCAGAAGCCCGGAGGAAAAAGCAGAAAGAGGAGGUGGAGGCUGGAAAAGGCAAACUGACGGGGAAGCAGCUGUUCGAGACGGACCACAACCUGGACACGUCAGACAUCCAGUUCCUGGAGGACGCUGGAAACAACGUGGAGGUGGAUGAGUCUCUGUUCCAGGACAUCGAGGACUUGGACCUGGACGAGGACGACCCCGACUUUGACCCGCUGGACAUGGGCAGCGACGAAGACUGAACCCUUUCAGACUUUUCAAACUCCCAGCAGAACGCGGCGUUCUGACUGCAAACAUGUUUUAAGGACUCGUUUAAAUUCUGUUGCAGCUUCCAGUGUUCACUCCCAUCACACCAAUUAAAGAUUCCAGAAAACC